Messenger RNA from Podarcis lilfordi (Lilford's wall lizard), 14488 nucleotides. The record is from the annotation of a GenBank genome assembly. NCBI's taxonomy places the organism in Eukaryota, Metazoa, Chordata, Lepidosauria, Squamata, Lacertidae.
GCUCAGGCUUCUUCAGGAUGACUUCACAAUAUGAAUCCUCAGCAAAAAGGGAAGGAAAUGCCUGAAACAGAAAAAUGAAUUCUCCCGGUCUGGCUAGAAGGAACAAGCUGGUGAGGUGAAAUAAUCUUGCACUUCGGGGCAUCGUUCUGAAAUGUGGAUAAUCCUCUACAUGGAAACACCAAUAAAAUCUAGACAAGGUGUCAGUCCACAUGGAGUUUAUUAUUCCCAUGUAUAGUGCCCAGUUCAGUAUACAAGUAAGACAGGUGUUCAAAGAGCACAGGUUGAUGUAAGGAGCAUGGAGAGGUGUGUAUCGGCCUGGUCACUAUGUCCUUGGAGGUUCCAGCUCCACUCCGAACUUUCAACAUGAAAGAUUGAAAAAGUAUUCUUUGGGUGUUCAAUUUAACAUGCAGGGACUCCUCCCCACAACUGGAAAGCCCAUGCAAUUGGGAUUCCCAAUUGUGGGGAAGAUUCUAAGCUCAUUCAGAUGAACAUGCAAACCAUCCCCCUCUGAACCUUCUGCCCAAUUCAUGAAAACCUGUAGCCAAUGAGAAUGUUAUGGGUGGGACUAGCAUGCACAUCACUAAUCUUCUCUCAAUGUCUUUUCAGGCAAAAACAUGCAAAGAACUGGAAAGCCCGUUCAGAGAGAGCCAGUACCCACCACCUUCCAGCCAAAACUCACCGUCUUCCAGCCAAUGCCCAGAAUGUUCCAGCCAAGAGUUUAGAGCAGACACCCAAGGCAGACCAGCAGGUCAGGUAAGCCAAGUUAUGUUCCAGCCCCAGGCACAGCUGUUAACAGGAUGUUUUGCACAGUCUCGCAAAACAACUCCAAGAUCAUUACCAUCUCCACAUUUCCGCCUGCAGGAGUAAAUGAAAGGAGCGAAUAUGUGAAUGCAUUUGAAGGGUUGGAUUAACAACAAGAAGAAGAAGAAGAACAACUAUGACAAUUACAGCAACAGGUCUACAGUGCCUAGGAAGGAGAGUUAACCCUUUCACCCAUGUUGCAAUCUCAGUGAAAAUCCUCUCCACUCCAAAGCUCUAAUCACUCUAAGAGAAUGCUGCCUUCAAUGCCGUUGGCAGCUUCCCUUCUGGAUUAAGUAGCAAUUACAGGAGGUAAAACUUCAACAGUACCACAGCAGUGGGUGAAGACCCUUCCUGUCUGCAGAUCUUAGACCUGAACCUGAUCACCUGCCUCUUCUCAUGGCUAUUCUUUUGCACAUGCUUUUAAAAAAUAAUCAUGUUAAAUAGAUUUGGGUGAAUGGGGCUCUGCCUCCACCUGCUUCCUCUUUGUUCAAGGGGUGACUUUGACUGUCACAGACUUUGGUUCCACCUACUGUUAGGCUUUGUGCCUUCUCCCUGUCAGUCUCGAUGGGCAGCAAUUACCACUAAGGCUGAUGGGAAUUGUAGUCUAACAUCUGGAGGGCACCAUGUUUCCAAUCCUUGGGUAGGUAAUUAUGCAAAUUGAUAGACUUUUCCACCGUAUAAAGCCAUUGAAGCAGUAUAUAUGAUCGAACAGAACAAAACACAAAAAUGCAAGCUCUAAAAGCAAUAAAAUCAAUUCAACAAGCUCUCAAAACAACAAAAGCAUACCAGCAAACUCCAGGGAAAAAAAUCAUCAGAUGUAAAAUUGAUAUUCCAUAAGUGACUGGGUGCACUGCAGAUAAAGCCUUCCUAAGCAAAAAUUUCUUCAGUAGUUGACUAAACAUUAUCACGCUAUGCACCUGUCUAGACAGACAGAUAGAAAGAAAGAGAUAUUGUUUGCCUGUCUGCUAACACAUUCAGGAGCUUGAUGCUUUAUAAUAUGUCUCUUCUGUACUAUACUGUAUAUUUAAAGCAUUAUCAUACCACUUUCAGCAAUCAUGCAUUCCCCCAAAGAAUCCUAGGAACUGUAAUUUGCUAAGGAUGCUAAGAGGUGUUAGGAGGCCCCUUUUCCCUUCACACGGCUAAAGUUCUCUGAGUUCUCUGGGAUGAGGAAUUGACUGGUGAACCACUCAGAACUUCAGUCCCCAAGAGUCUUCAGGGGAAGCUAAGCUGUUUGAAGUGAUAUGCUACUGUGUUAAAUGAAGAGUGCUAAUGGGACCAGAGUGGAUUAUCAUUUAAGAGUCAGGAUACAGAAAAAAUAGAAUGAGGUAAGAAGAUGCAAAUCAGAAAGGUCAGGUACUAGCUCUUUCAUACUGUUACAAGUGUGGUUGUUGCUGCAGGCACUUAUUGGAGGGGAAGAACCAGAUAGUAUUUGAUCUCAGCCAGGCCAAUGAAAGAAACUUUGCUGUCUCACUCUGAAGUACAGUGGUACCUCGGGUUAAGAACUUAAUUCGUUCUGGAGGUCCGUUCUUAACCUGAAACUGUUCUUAACCUGAGGUACCACUUUAGCUAAUGCGGCCUCCCGCUGCUGCUGCUGCUGCUAUUGUUGCUGCGCCGCCGCCGCCCGAUUUCUGUUCUCAUCCAGAAGCAAAGUUCUUAACCCAAGACAAUAUUUCUGAGUUAGCAGAGUCUGUAACCUGAAGCAUCUGUAACCUGAAGCGUCUGUUACCCGAGUUACCACUGUAGUCAGGAAAAAUGGCUCUAAUGGAGAUAAUUAAAAAAAACAAAAACAACCAUCCUUUCUUGAGCAAUGCUGGUCCUGAAUUGUUGUCAAAGUAUAAUCUGCCCAAGAAAUGAAGAGUUGUUAUAGAUCAUGGGUAGGCAAACUAAGGCCAGGGGGCCGGAUCCGGCCCAAUCGCCUUCUAAAUCCGGUCUGCGGGCGAUCCGGGAAUGAGCGUAUUUUUACAUGAAUAGAAUGUGUCCUUUUAUUUAAAAUGCAUCUCAGGGUUAUUUGUGGGGCCUGUCUGGUCUUUUUACAUGAGUAGAAUUUGUGCUUUUAUUUAAAAUGCAUCUCUGGGUUAUUUGUGGGGCAUAGGAAUUCGUUCAUUUAUUUAUUUUUUCAAAAUAUAGUCCGGCCCCCCACAAGGUCUGAGGGACAGUGGACUGGCCCCCUGAUGAAAAAGUUUGCUGACCCCUGUAAUAGAUCUAGUAUAAGGUGCUUCACACAUGAUAUUUUUUCAAAGGGCACCAAAGUUUUUGGGUUGUUGUUGCUUUUUUGGUACAAGGAUGAGGGAGCAAUGCCCCAUUCCCAAUGUUUUUGUGCGACGACCCCCCUCAUCCAGGAUUAUCAUCCAUGCUUUCUGAGAGAGUUGGAAUCCAACAACAUUUGGAGCCCCCCCCCCAUUUGAAUGUGUAGAAGUAUGUAAGGAGUGCAGCAAGCAAGGACUCCUCCCCAUGACUGUAAAGCCCACACAAUUGCGAAUUAUCAGUUGUGGGGUGGAUUCUCUUUCAGAUGCACAUGCAAAUCCUCCUCCUCUGGACCUUCUGCCCAAUGCUUGAGGCUGGGAAUGUUGAGGGGGGUUGGGGCUAGCACGCACAUCCCUAAUCCUCUCUCAAUGUCUUUUCAGUCAAACACCUGCAAACAACCAGAAAGUUCAUUCAGAGGGAGCUAAUACUCGCCACCUUCCAGCCAAGACUCACCAUCUUCCAGCCAAUGUCCAGAAUGUUCCAGCCAAUGCCCAACACCUUCCAGCCAAGAACUUAGAGCAGACAUCCGAGGUAGACCAGCGUGUCAGGUAAUCCAAGUUAUGAUCCAACUCCAAUUACAGCUGUUAACAGGGCAUAAAUUCACAAAGCAAUUCCAGGAUCAUUUCCUUCUCCCCCAUCACAUUCAGUUUGCUGCCCACCCCCCACCCCCCAAUCUGCACCUUUACUUACAGAAAGUCAUAGGGUGGUUCUGGCUGUCAUUGACUCUGGUGCCACCUACUGUUGGCCUCCGUGCCUUCUGUCCUGCCAGUCGCAAUAGGCAGCAAUGACCACUGCCCCAAAGAAUAUGAACUCAGCUUCCUCAACUUCCUUGCCUUGAACUGGGAAAGCCAUUGUGUUGCACAUUUUGAUCUAUGCACUGGAUAUAGAAAUAUUUGUCCUGAGAAAGAAGUGAUGCUGGAUUGAGACAAGUGGAGUUUCCAGAUUUAUUUAUUUAAAAGGCAAUGCAUGUGCACUCAUGUGCAACCUGCCCCCACCUGCAAUCCAUUCAGGGUCGGGCAGAAAAACUGAUUUUGCAGGAACUACUUCAGGGAUUUUUAUUUUUAUUUUAUUUUUGAGCAGACCAGAACUAGAGCCAGGUACAAAAUGGUGACUCAUAGGGUGGCGUGAAUUACCUGCAUCACCCCAUGGGCCAGAUGUUGGAGAUGAGCUUCAUAAACAGGCACACAUUUAAAACAAGGCCUCUAUCUGCACAUUGCAUUUAAAGCAGCAUUCAUACCACUUGAACCAGUCAUGGGUUUCCUCAAAAGCCCCAGGGAACUGUGGUUUGUUUAUAUUAAUAUUAAGAAUAUUAAUAUUAAAGGGAGUGGGUUGGAAAUAUUGUUAUUGCUGCUUUCAUAGUUUUUUAUACUUGAAAAUCAUAUCUAUCUAUCAUCUAUCUAUCUAUCUCACAACUGGAUCCAUAGUUGCACCUGAAAUUCUCCACCCUGUUUUUAUCCAGUGCUAUUGAAAUGCGACAUUUUCAGUGGGUUAGUAAAAGUGAAUCCUGCACAACACUUUCCCCAACCCCCUCCAGGGCCAUGUGAUUAAUCAUAAUCAAUACUCACAAGCAUCUGAUUGGCCACCAUUGAGAACAGCAUGCUGGACUAGAUGUGCCACUGGCCUGAUCCUGCAUACUCUUAUUGUGGUCUUAGUAAUGCAGAAUAGGACCAUCUGUAUGCCAGAGGAAGCUUUGCAACUCAAAUAAUUGCUCCUACCUCUGUUUCAAGGAUCCAGCUCAUUACCCUCAUCUCCUUGAUGCAAUAUUAAGUUGCCACAUUUUGCAGGUCUCCCACUCAAGCUUAUUCAAAAGGCUUUCAACCACAGUUGUAAUAAAUCCUCUAAACAGUCCAGCUUAUUCUUCAAUUUUGUUUCUUUUCACUGGGCUAGGUCCAUAAAUUAGAUCUUUCUCUUCCAUGCCUGUUUUGGAUGAAUGGUUUAAUUAACAAGGGAAGAAACGAAACAAGGCCACAAAAAGAGAGGAAAAAAGACAUAUGCCUUUUCAAAUGUUUUAAAAGCUGUUGAGAAAAAUCAUUUCAAAGUUUUAGGGGGGGCGCAGGAAGAAUUAUGAAAGUAACAAAAAUCAUUCUUCAGCUCUUUCUAUCAAUUCUGCUGGUCCCACCAGAGUUGUAAUCCUCCAUCCUAACUUUGCUCCCCCGCCCAAACAAAAUAUGCUGAUGAAUGCAGUGGAAAUAAGAGAAGCUGACAAUGGGAAAUAUAGUAUUUUAUUACAGGGGUGGGAAACCUCAGGCCUGGGGGAUCAAAUGUGGCCCUACAAGCAUUUCUAUUUGGCCCUUGAGACUCUCCUCAGGCCCUUCUUCAUACCCUCCUUGAGCAUAUUUGCCUGGCUAGAAUGCAUCCUGGAACUCUGAUGUUAUCUCAUUCUUGCCUGGAUGGUACAUAGAGAGAGGCGGGUGAGUGUGAAGAAAGCAGCCUAUUGUACAGUGGCAAGAUUCACAUUUGUUGCUCCCUUUGGUCAUAUGCACAACUAGCAUGUGUCACCUGCAGGGUUGAUGACAACGAAAUGUUUCCUUUGCAUUGAAAGAAGUUCCCUGCAGCUGUUCUAUAACUAUCUGACAAUGCAACCUUGCCAGCAUAUAUUAUAUAUUAGCAAACCCUCCAAGUGUCCCUAUUUUCCAGGGAUGUCCCUGAUUUAGAGAAGCCAUCUUGGUUUCUGAUUUGAUCCCGGAAUGUCCCACUUUUCCUUAGGAUGUCCCAUAGGAUUUUCAUUGGAGAAAUGUUGAAGGGUUUGGAGAUACAGUAUCCAAGCCCUGAGCUGCCUGAAGGCAAUUCUGUAUAGUGAAGGGUUUUUUUAAUGUUUUUAUAUAUGUUGGAAGCUGCCCAGAGUGCUGGGCAACCCAACAAGAUGUGUGGGGUAUAAAUAGUAAAAUUAUCAUUAUGGAAUGGGACGUCCCUAUUUUCAUCGGAGAAAUGUUGGAGGGUAUGUAUUAGGCCCCAUCACACUGUAACCACUUGAAGUCAUCAUGGACUUCCCCCAAUGAAUCCUGGGAACUGUAGUUUGUUAGGGGUCUGAGGCUUGUAGGAGACCCCUGUUCCCCUCAUAGAGCUACAGUUUGCCAAGUGGUUUAACAGCCAGUCCCUCUUCCCAGGAAACUCUGGGGAUUGUAUGUAGCUCAGUGAGGGGAAUAUGGGUUUCCUAACAACUGUCAGCACAGUUGGGGGUCAGGGGUCAGCUUCUCAGUCUCAGUGCUGCCACUACCAGGGGGGAAGAUGGGAGCAAAGUUUCAAGCACCAGAUUAAUUUCCUCCUGAGGAGAGAGCAAAAGAGACUUAUGCUACUUUGUAAUAUCUAUUUACAAAUAUAAGGUUGAGAGGUGGGGGGGGUGUUGACUAUCAGAAUAGAUGGUGCUUAUCUGUAUCAUAGAGGGAUGCGGGUGGCGCUGUGGGUUAAACAACAGAGCCAAGGGCUUGCCGAUCAGAAGGUCAGCGGUUCGAAUCCCCGCGAUGGGGUGAGCUCCUGUUGCUCAGUCCCUGCUCCUGCCUACCUAGCAGUUUGAAACCACGUCAAAGUGCAAGUAGAUAAAUAGGUACCACUUCGGCGGGAAGGUAAAUGGCAUUUCCGUGCACUGCUCUGGUUUGCCAGAAGCAGCUUAGUCAUGCUGGCCGCAUGACCCGGAAGCUGUACGCCGGCUCCAAUAAAGCCAUAUGAGCGCCGCAACCCCAGAGUCGGCCACAACAGGACCUAAUGGUCAGGGGUCCCUUUACCUUUACCUAUCUGUAUCAUAGUGUCAGUUCCUCAAAAGCAAACCACAUUGAAACUCCUCCUUUCAGCCAGCUGCAAAUAAAUAAAUAAAUCUCAGGGUUCCAGGUCCCAACCAAUUGAGGCAUGCUUGAUAGCUAGCAGUAAUCAAUCAUCAAUGGCCAUUUUAGAAAGCAUCUUCUAGCUAUCAGUGCUCCUUUAAAAAAAACAACAAAAAACCAGCUUUAGCUAUCAGCUGAACAAAUGCCUAGAGGGGGGAAAAAUCUGUCCUCAUUGCAUGACCAUAACAUUAUUAAAUAUUUCUCCAGCUAAUAGUAUCGCAGUAGUAAAUAUGAACCAGACCUUGCAGCCUUUAAUUGUAUUUUCAUUUCAAAUGGCCAAUAGGUGCUUAUUUUGUUUUCACUUAUCUAAAUGACUCAUGCCCAGACACACUGAUGUUCUGGAAUAUGUACACCAAAUAAGUAAUUUCUUCUCUAUUCAACUUGCCGCAGGCUCCAAGGCAUCCAAAGGGAUUUUGCAUACAACCAGGUCUUUAGAAUAAAUCCCACCUGACUUCUGUUUUGGUUACCAGGAUGAGUGUUGAAAUGGUAGAUAAUUAGGAUGACGGGGGUGGGGGGUCGAGGUGGCGGACAGAAUUCAUAAACUGCUACUACAGAAAAGAGAAGAUCUCACUGAACCUUUGUAGAGAUAAGCACUCAUUUAUUUGACUUUUCAUAGACAUCUGAAGGCAGCCCUGUUUCAGGAAGCUUUUAAUGUUUGACGUUUUCUUGUGUUCUUUUAUAUUUUGUUGGAAGUCACUCAGAUUGGCUGAGGUAACCCAAUCAGAUGAGUGGAAUAUAAGAAAUAAAUUAUAACAAUAAUAUUGUUUAAGAAUGUAACUCAAUCAUUCUAUAUCUAUUCAGUUCCCAAAUGAAGGUCAUUCUAAGGCAGGCUUCCUCAACCUCGGCCCUCCAGAUGUUUUUGGCCUACAACUCCCAUGAUCCCUAGCUAACAGGACCAGUGGUCAGGGAUGCUGGGAAUUGUAGCCUCAGAACAUCUGGAGGGCCGAGGUUGAGGAAGCCUGUUCUAAGGCAUACACUUAUGGCAGUUCAAAAGCACGCCAGUGCAAGUAGAUAAAUAGGUACUGCUGUGGCGGGAAGGUAAACGGCUUUUCCAUGCGCUCUGGCUUCUGUCACGGUGUUCCAUUGUACCAGAAGCAGUUUAGUCAUGCUGGCCACAUGACCCAGAAAGCUAUCUGUGGACAAACGCCGGCUCCCUUGGCCUGAAAGUGAGAUGAGCACUACAUCCCAAAGUUGAAUUCCACUGGACUUAACCAUCCAGGGCUCCUUUACCUUAACCUUUUUACCUUGUGCCUGCUAAUAAUAAUAAUAAUAAUAAUAAUAAUAAUAAUAAUAAUUUAAAACUGAAAAAAGGAUAAUGUCUUUAGAAUUGGUAAAAUAGUCUAUAUGUCAAUGCCUCUCUCUGUUUGUUUUUUUCUCUUGUAGUAAAUAUAGAGGAUCUCCACUUUAUGAAAAAUACAUCCCAGGUAUGAAGGUGAACAUCAGAUCAGAGAGUUUGCUUUGCAGGGCAGGGCACACACUGAAGAAAUGUUCUUAUUGUGUUAUAUUGUGGGGUAGAGAGGGAGUGGUAGAGAAAUUCUAACUAUUUAGAUGAGUAUUCCCCAAUCCAGUGCCCUCCAGAUCUUUUGGACUACAUCUCCCAUCUUCCCUGGAAAUUAGCCCACUGAUUUGGGCUGCUGCAAGUUGUAGUCCAACAGCAUCUAGAGACCAGACUCAUUAAGACACACAGCCCACCCUACCAAUAUCUCCAAAUGACUAUCAGCACUUGUAUUUAUUCUCAAGAGCCCAGUGAAGAUUUAUGGAAAUGAGCCGUUUAUUCUUUCCCACUUGCAAUUUAGGGAAAUGAAUCUGGCAUUUCCUCACAGCAUUCAGUGAAUAUGGGAUUUAAAGCAAAGGUGGGAAACUCCUUUCAAUCCAGCAGUAGGUGGAGCCAGACUCUCAGAACAAUGCAUCCAAACACACAUAUAACCUGAAAGAUCAUAUCUUGCUAGACAGACCCACACAGGUGUAUAACCCGCAAGUGUCCCAUUUUUCCCCAUGAGAGCAUGGUGGCCAGAGGGGGUUGUUUUGUUGUUUUCAUUACUAAUGAAUUAUUUUUGCCUUUACCUUGCAUUCUUAUCUUGUGAACCGCCCUGAGAUCUUGCGAUGAAGGGCAGAAUAUGUAAGUCUGAUAAAUAAAUAAUAUUUGGGGAAUGGUUCCUGUUCUUAUGUUAGCUGCAUUGUUUUAUGCUUUCUGGGUGUCCCAUGAUCAUAUUAUAAAGUAGCUGUAUUCUGCAUUCUAAAUCAAAACACUGCUAGGAAUUGUUACCUUCUGUUCUCCAAUGCAUUUCUUAGCAAUAAAAAAUUCAGUGCGGCAUGAGGAAACUCUUAUUCAGAAAGUGUGGCCCAGAGAAGAAAGUUUGAGAAACACUGCAAUAGAGGAUUAGACAAUUCAGGGUGAGAAAGCUACCAAUGGCACUACUAGCCAUUAUGACUAUGUUGCACCUGCACGGUUGGAGGCAAUAUGCCUCUGAAUGCCAGUUGCUCACAGUGCUAGUUGCUCACAAGUGGGGAGAAGGCUGCUGUGCUCAGGUCCUGCCUUUGGGCUCCACAUAAGUUGGCCACUGUGAGAACAAGAUGGUGGUCUAGAUCACUAUUGACCUGAUUUAGUAGGGCUAUUCUUAUGCUGUCCUUUUAAGCAUCUGUUAAGGACUGAACUCAUAGGUGAAUUCAUAGAAACCACUCUUUACCAUUGUGGUGUUGGGUUCCCCCCUCCCUCAAAGGUCUUUCUUAUUUCUAUCUGUAUUUCAGAUAUCGAGUGCUAUAAUGCCAUACUAAAGCCACGAGUCAGCCUAAGCUUUCCUCUGGACUUUCCAAAGCCAGUACGACCUGGUACCAAAACAAGAUCAAGGCCUUCUGCUUUAAAGGUAAGCAGAAUUCCUCCAGGCAAUUAAUAAGACAAGAAUUUUUAAUAAAGUGCAAUAUUAGGAGGGGGAAACGCAUUGAAAUCAAUAAAGACAAAACUCUAUUUUAGUUUAGUAGUUUAGUAUUCAAGUAUUUUAGAAGUUGUCAAAACCAUAUGGGUAUAUUAGUUUCAAUAUAAAAGAUGUGUCAUAUCUGCUACAACAUAGUUGAGGAACCUUUGCUCUUAUAGAUGUUGUUGGACUACAACUCCUGCCAUCCAUGACCACUGACCAUGCUGGCUAAGUCUGAUAGGAGCAGGACCUGAAGGGCCAAAGGUCCCCAGCCAUUAAGGGGGACCCUGAAAGGUACAAAAGUGCCAACAGAAUAGCAUGGUGAAAUCUGCUUACAGAGCCAGGAAGUUCAAUGGAAAAUCCACCUGGCCUGUGACAUUUCAAUGUAUAUAUUUUAUAUUCUGCAAACUGGAUGUUUUAACAUGUGCUUUUUUUGUGAGAAUGCACUGCAUUGUGGGCAUUGUAGUCCACAGUAGCUGUAUAAAAAAUGAUUACAAUUAGAACUACACUCACAUUAUAUAAGCCCAGAUGGGUUGUGUGCAUCCUUUCAACCCUUAGCAAUGGCCUUCCAUGUUGGAGAAACUCAACAAAGAUCCAAGCUGGUGAAGAGGACACCAGAAGGGUAACUUGCCACAUUUUGAACUAAGUGAAGCAACACAUACUGUAUUACAAUCAAAAAUGUAUUACAAUCAAAAAGUCCAGAGCCAAAGAUUGGGCCUCCAAUAUAUGAAAAUCUCCCUGCUUCCCUAUAGUUCCUCUUGUAUGCUGUGAUCAGCAGAGGGUAACCUCUUGGUAGUUCCAUCACCUUCAGAGGUUUGUGGGGGACCCUAAGAGAAGGCCUUUCUUGUGGCAGCCGCAAAGCUGUGUAAGACCUUCCCUACAAAAGUGCAUCUGGCACCUUUAUUGUACAACUUCUGGCAAAUACUGAAGAAACACCUCUUUAACCCUGGCUUUUGACACAUGAGGUGUAUAAUUUUAAGACCAACUUUAUUUUUGUGAUUCCAAGUUAUUUUAAAUUUGUUUUUAAUAUUGCAUUUUAAUUUGUAACCCACCCUGGAACCUUAGGGUGAAGGGUGGCAUAAUGUCACCACCUGCACCACUCUACCCAUUUGCCCUUUCACUCUUGUUGGCUCUUGUCCUAUCUACAAUGGCCUAAAAUAAGUUUAUGGGUCCAAGUCACAUGAGAUCACCAACUUUGCUGCCAGAUUUAUACUGAACACACACACGUCAACUGUGCCAAUUCUCUAAGGACAGUUCUCGUUCUCCCCUUCCACUGAUAUAACACUGGCUUUUGGGGAUGCUUUGUUAAAAUAUUGUUUGUGUGAUUUGCUAGAUAAAAACAGUGGUUAAAUCCCCGUACCCCUGAUCUAUGGAAGUUAAAGCUCUAAGUUAUGGAGAUGGGAGCAUCUUGCCCCUAAUGUACAUCCGUACUGAUGCACCCCCAUAGGCAGUAAGGUGCCAUGUUCUGCACUGUCUGCCACUUCUCAUGCUGAUGAAGCUCAUUUUUAUAACAGAUUGUACAGCAGUUAUGAGAGGUUUUUUGAAGCAUAUAUUUAGCCAAAAGAACAAAAGAAUGAACAUCUUGGUUUUCUUGAAGCCCCAGAUGUGCCACUGCAAAUUAAUGAAUGCAGUAUAGCUUUGUGCAGCUAGAGUAGAGUUUUCUGCCCUGAGAAAUGAAGGAGGUGUGAACAUGGCCGCGGAACAAGAGGUAUUUGGUAUGAGAGAGUUGGAGGGUCUGCAGCUGUCCAUGGAUUCUCUCCUUAUCUCAAUCCCACUCUCUCUAUGUCACAAUUACUAACAUGCAAUUUGAUUGUUGCCUUUCAGCGAGUCAACAUACCGCUAGCACCAGCACAUGUGCAAGUAGACUUUAAAAUCCCCACCACUGAACCACCCAAGCCAAUUGCUCCAGGUGAAUCUGAUGAACCAUCUCUAGAACCAUCUCUAGAACCAAGCCAGAACCAAGCCUUAGAGAACUCCGAGAAAGCAGAUCCAAGCAAGUCAGAGGAGAAAAAGAAAUUUUGGCACAAGUUGCCUUGUUGGAAGAAAAAGAAGGCCCCUGUAUCAGACACUAAGGAACAUGCAGGUGAUCAUACCAAGGUAGAUGCAGCUGGUAAUAUAACAGUUACACCUGAAAAUGAAGAAAAAUCACACCAUAGCAGUGUAUCACCCCAGACCACUGUGGAAUCGCCAUCACCACCACCACCACCACCAAAAUCACCACCACCCAUUUCCCCUUCAGCAACUAAACCUAGGAAAAGAAUCAAAGAUAAAGAUACCACACUGAUGGUAUCUCCAUCAGACAUAACCCCUCAAACAUCUGCUGCACCAUCACCAAGUGAUGAUGGGGAACAGUCAAAAUCACCCAAAGGGAUUUUGAAAUCAUCAGUGGAAAAAAUGCAGCCUGGAAAAUCUGUUUCCAUCCAUACACCAGAAGAGAUAAACAGCACCAAGCCUCCUCCAAAGCAUUCAAUGACUCAUUUUAGAAGUAAGGAAAUUUCACCUGUGACUAAUGACAGUCCAACCUCUGAGAGAACAUCAGCCACUGAUGAAACAGAGCUGAGUUCUGCACCUACCACAUCGCUCAAAUCUCAGAGGCGCACACCUCUGUUUGCCAGAGCUUUUAAGCCACCACUAAAUGUUUCCAGGAAACGUUUUGGAAAGGGAAAAGAAGAAGUUUCCACUGUUGCAGCUUCAGAAACACCUUUGCCUGAGUCUACUAAUUCUGGAGAUCAAGAAAUUUCAUCCCUGACAUCUCAGCCGCCAUUGGAGAAAACAGUGCCCACAUCACCACCUGGCAUGGUGCCUCCUGAUUCAGCGCCCAGAUCACCACCCAGAAAUUUGCCGCCACCACCAGAAGAUCAAUUGAACACAGAGGCAGCUUCUGCUCUCACUACCUCUCUCAGAUCUCAGAAGCGGGCACGUAUGUUUGCCAGAGCAAGUACACCAUCCCCAAAUGUUGCCACUACUCAUUUCAGAAGUGAGGAAAUGUCACCUACAGCUGACAGCAGCUUGCCUCGCCCAACGCCUGGGAAAACACCACUCAAAUCACCCACCACUUCUCCCAAAGAUACUGAGAAACACACAGCGGUGCACAAAUCUUUCUUCACCACAAUUCCAACAGGAUCUCUGGAGGAGGUGAAAGCUGCACGCCUAGUAAGUUGUUUCUCUUUUUCUUCAAAUCUCAUGAAAACGCAAGUCAGAAAUGUUGGUGUAAUAAGGUCAAAUAGUUGGUGUAAGGCAGUCAAAUAUUAUACCAUAGGGAAGAGGUAAUAUUGGGUGCACCGCAAUCAGAACUUCAAUACAGGUAGUCUAAAGUUUAAAAAGCUGCAACGUUGCUUGUAAAAUACAAGUGCUCAUUGGCCGAAGCAUUAGAAAACAGGAGCAAAUGUAUUCAUACUAAGCAAACUAGUAGAAUCCUACCUAUCUUGCUCAUUCUUACAUCUGACAUUCUUGUGAAAUAGCUUAGUUAUAUAAAAGUUUCCUCAGAGAGACACUCCAGCAUGAAAUGGCUGAAACAGGAGUUUGUUUCUAUGGAUGCAAUGAAGGGAUUGAGCACCUCAAGCCUGAAAUGGCAAUGUGUGCACACCCCCUCAGCCUCUCUAUCUGGCCCUCAGGAUUUUCCCUAAGCCACACUCCGAAACUGUGCUGCUGUGUACCCUCCUUAAGUCAUUUUGCCUGGCUAGACUACAUCCUUGAACUCUGAUGAUGCCUUGUCCCAAGCAUACACAACUCACAAUGAGGACAUGUGAUCGGACGUUUGGUUCUUUAGUGUCAAAGCACUCAACUACAUCAGCUUCUAAGGUGCAAAAAAAUAUGUGCACUGCUCCUGCUAAAUAGCUAGCUAGGCAUCUCCUUCAUCAGGCUUGUGCUCUGACCCUGAUAUCUGGAGCAACAAUGCAAACAUGCCCCUUUCAGCACACGUACCCACACUUGUGAUGCCAGCAGCUGGUGACCUCCUGUACUACAGCUCCAGCUGCUCCUGUCCCUUUAAACCCCUCCUUGUCCUUGGAGACAGCAAGGGAAGAAGCAGAGGAGAUUCUAAUGGCCUAGCUGUCUCUGCCUCUGUCUCUUCCACCUCUGUGCCUUCCUGUAACUCUUCCCUGCCUCCUUUUCUCCCAUUUAUGACUCUUCUUCUUCCCUCCGCCACAUGGGUGGUACAGAACCCCACAAAUCACCGGCCUCUUCCCCUUGAUCAUCCUCCUGCUCCCCUGGCUCCUCUGCCCACCCUUCAGACUCCUGCCUGCACCUGGCAUGCUUCUUGCUUAUCUGGGUGGAGAACAGAGAUGGGUGUGUGAGUAUGUGUAUAUUAGUAGACAAAGGUAACAUUUACAUAUAUAUUUUUCUCUGCCCACUUUUGUUUCUGGCCCCUUCUGCUACCUGAAAGUGGCCCUCCGAAGGCACUACUCUCAGAUAACUGUGUGCAGAAAUGCAUUCUUGUAUGUGUAUAAGGUGGCAAAACUUGCAUGUUUCUUUCUGCAGAAUAAUUUGUAAUUCUUCUUGUUGUUAUUAAUUCCAUUCUCAUGCCUUCUAUCUUCCUCAUUCCAGCCUGGAGCAAAAUGGGUUCAAAAAUUCCUUUAAUAAAAAGAAAGGAAGAAUGAUUUUUUUUCAGUUCUACCACAACACUUCUCUGGGGAUUCUUUAUGUAGCAGCUGGUAUCAAUGAAUAGCUCUUCCUUUUAUUAAAAGCUAACAAAUAAAACAUAUCCACCAACAA